Cooperia oncophora is the source of this 345-nucleotide messenger RNA. The record is from the annotation of a GenBank genome assembly. Lineage: Eukaryota; Metazoa; Nematoda; Chromadorea; Rhabditida; Trichostrongylidae.
AUGUGGUCGUUUCACCGUGUUCUUCAUCUUCUCCUCCUGCCGACACUUUGCCUAGCCGAAUACCCUAAGAUUGAUGAUGAAUUGAUUGCGAAAGCCAAAGCUGGGCAGUGGAUUUAUCUAGGUGAUGAAGACGAUACAAUGAUCAAGAUUGUGAGGAUGCAAAACGUUUUCCACAAGGACAUCUCAUACGGAGAGGCUGAACAGUUUUGUGAAGAAGAUCGGGGGCACUUGCUGUCUGUCCGAUCACAAGAGGAGGACACAUAUAUAUCAGGUAAUGAAUCGUCUCACCGACCUGAUGAACAGGGAAAUUUUGAAAUUGUCACUUGGGCACAUUCGCUGAUCUGA